This is a messenger RNA of Pantherophis guttatus, 4889 nucleotides long. RefSeq names its product hematopoietically expressed homeobox (gene HHEX). Gene Ontology annotation, biological process: regulation of transcription by RNA polymerase II; cell differentiation. Lineage: Eukaryota; Metazoa; Chordata; Lepidosauria; Squamata; Colubridae. Gene Ontology annotation, molecular function: RNA polymerase II cis-regulatory region sequence-specific DNA binding; DNA-binding transcription factor activity, RNA polymerase II-specific. The record is from RefSeq and is a predicted model, not a curated record.
GCGGUUCGCCCUGCUGCGGUGGGGUCCCGGCAGAGGAAAGACGGGCCGGGGCCCGAAGCCCGAACGUGGAAAAAGCUCUGCCCAGACCAGCCAUGCAAUACCAGCCGUCGGGGUCGGCCUCUCUGCCCCCUCUCUACGCGCCCACCCCGAUGCUGCAGCCGGUGCACCCCACGCCCUUUUACAUCGAAGACAUCCUGGGCAGGGGGGUGCCGGGGCCGCCUCCCCCCACCUUGCCGUCGCCCAAUUCCUCCUUCACCAGCCUGGUGGCUUCCUACCGGACUCCCAUCUACGAGCCGACGCCGAUCCACCCGGCCUUCUCACACCCCCUGGCUGCAGCCACCUACGGGAGCGGCCCCUACGGCCCUGCGGCCGGGCCGCCCCUCUACCCGUUUCCCCGCGCAGUCGGCGAUUACUCGCACGCCCUCCUCCGCCACGAUCCCCUGGGGAAGCCGCUGCUGUGGAGCCCCUUCAUGCAGAGGCCGCUGCACAAGCGGAAAGGAGGCCAAGUGCGCUUUUCCAACGACCAAACCAUCGAGCUGGAGAAGAAGUUCGAGACGCAGAAAUAUCUCUCCCCGCCGGAACGGAAGCGCCUGGCGAAAGUGCUGCAGCUCAGCGAGAGGCAGGUUAAAACAUGGUUCCAAAACCGGCGAGCAAAAUGGAGGCGUUUAAAGCAGGAGACCCCUCAACCCAACAAAAAAGAGUCAGAAAGUGGAGAAAGUCUUCAGACUUCCAAACAAGAAAAUUGCUUGAGUCCUGAGAUGGAUAAGGGAGUUUCUCCACGUAGGCCACAAUAUACCCCUUCACCUGUCUCCCAAGAAGAGUUGGAUUCGGACAUCUCAGAUGAUUCAGAUCAAGAGGUGGACAUUGAGGGAGACAAAGGCUAUUUCAACGGUCCCCAUCUGUAGCACUUGAAGAUGGACUUUCCCUCUAUUUGCACUUUAAGAGGAACUGGCUUGACAAAAACAAUCAGUGCUAAAAAAAAGGGGUUUUCUCUUCUCUUUCAGUUGGAUGGAGAAAGAGGGAAGGAAUAACAAACUCUGUAAAUAAUUGUCAUUGUGUUUGUCGAGACAAUCCAUUUGAUAAAGGAGUAGAUCCUUUCAUGACUGGAAGGGAAUCCUAUAUUUGCGUUCCUCUAUUUGUACUGGGAUUGAUUUUGUAUCCUAGCCCAGAAUGCUGCAUUCUCCUCCAUGAAUUUAAACAUCAAGAUCCUUAGACCACAGGGAGAAAAAAGAACAAUUACAACAGGGAACAACACGAAAAAGGAAUUUUCUGAUGUCUCAAGGAAAAUUUUAGUUCUUUGGAUGCAUCCUUUUGCAGAGAUCUCACAAAUGUAAUAGUAUGCAGAAUGAAAUCAGUUUUGCAUGGGUCAUAAGAGUAUCCUUCAUGAAAGUACAUAUUCCAUUAAAAUAACCUUUCCUGAGGUAUGGAAAAUAAUGUAUGAGACAUUUAUUAGGUGUGUAGCAAGGUCUUAAAUAAUACAAAUAAUAGUAGGAAAAUGAAAAGGAACUUUAUUUUGGGUUGAUUUGAGAUAUGAACAGUCUAAGGAACUUGAUAUUGGCCUAUACUAACCAUGCUCACUAGUCCAAGGUCGGAAGGGAGAAACUAUGGUUAUACAUUCACUUAUCAUGUUUAGUCAUAAUAUAGAUUUUUGGUUUGUAGAUCCUAGUUUGUGGUCUGUUUUUUAAUCCAACUACUAUAGCCUAUUCAAGAACCCAUGCCUAAAACCAUGCCUUUGAAUGAAUUAUGAAUCCAGAUUGUGUGAAAUGAUUCUACCUGUGUACAGUAUCCUAGAACAAGGAAGAAUCCUAAAAAGGCCUUAUUCACUAAGAUGUUAUGUAGUUUGUUUUCUUUUAGCUUAGUGUGAUCUAUAAGUCAACUAUAAUGUUGUGUAUGAUGUAGAUCAUUAGAGCAUGUUCAAAAUCCUGGCUGGGUUCCCAUUCUUUGUGGCUUAGAAUCUUACAUUGACACAGCCAGUGUGGUUUAUUUAGCAGAGUUUACUUGUUGUAUGAUUUCAGUAAACAAUGGCUAAAGAAUACCAGAGACCAACAGAUCAGAACGAAGAAGCUUCGUGAAUGAGAAGUGAAACAUUUUAAAGAAAAAACAAAGUCCAGUUGCCUUUUGAAAAAGCACCUUUGGGACAACUGUGACCUGGAUGAUUGAGAAUCUCCAUAAAUAUUUACCAGAUACCUAUAGACACUAACUUUGUUUUUUUCAAACUGUUACCCUCCAGAUGUGUUGGGCUACAGCUAUAUCUGUUCCCAAACCACUUCUAUAGCCCAAUCCAUCUGAAUGGGAACCAGAUUAAUGAAGGCUGCAGAGGACAGCACAAUGGAAAUAUUACUAUGCACCUCCAAGCAGGUCUUUGUCUUUACAACUAACACUAUUACAUGUCCAUUUAAAUAUAAGCCCCAUUAAUUCAGUGGGAUUUAUGUCCCAGAUGUAUAUAAAAUUGAAGGCUAUUUUUAAAAAUAUUCAGUAUAUAUUUCAUUUAUUUUAAUACAUUUUUAAAAUGUUAUAUGUAUGAGUACAUAUGUUUAUAUGUAUGCUCUUAAAGAUGGAGACUAAAACAAAACUAAUGGAUUUGGUUACUUGCCCUUUAUGUUUUGCUAACUAUUUUUAUAUAAGGAUCUGUUGUGUUUAAGUAAAGCUUGCCUACACAUUACAUUCUGAGAGUCCAGAGAAGCCAUGUACGCUAAGAAAUGCCUACACAAAAACUUUAAUGAGAUUGUCUUUCUAAAUGUGAUAGUCUAUUGCCUUUCUUUUGCUUGCACCUAUUUGCUCUGCAUUUUAAAGAGCCUGGCUCAAAAAGAAGGCAUCCUCAAUUUAAGCUUUAUCUUGCUAACUGCACCCAUGAAGGUUCGUAGGUAAUCUUACUGAAAUAAUUUGCCAUGCACUUCUUCUGGAACGAUUUUUCAACUUCUGCCCAAUAGUGAUGGAUUUCCAACCAGGCCACAAGCAAAAUCCUUACCUAGUUGACGAUUAUGAAACUAUCUGAUGGAUAUAAGAUGCUGAAAAGAAAUUUUCAGCAAAUGCAUUUAGGGUUUGUCUAAUACCAAGUCAUACUGUUCAGCCAUAAAACAUGAUCUACAGUAUACAGUGGUAAUUAUGCCAAUGAAUUCUGGCAUCUUGAUCUGAGGGGACUGCAAAAUGAUUGCAUAUGGCCCUGGAACCAGAGUUUGCUGACUUGGUGAAUUGCUUGUACCACGGUUUUUAAAGUAUAUUUCUAUGGCCAAGAAAACCUGCAUCCUGAAACUGGCCACCACGUGGUUCAUUCCAUGUGGGUGGCCUAACACUCUUUUUGUAACUUCUUAAUAUCUUGAGGUUGCUGAAAUAUGGCAGAGUAGGAGUUUUCAGUGGUUCAGUUUUCCCUUCCCCAAAAUAUAGGAUGUGAAUAAAGUAGGAAGCAAACUUGUAUUCAUUUUCCCCAUUAAAAAGUUCCAAUCUAUUAAAUAUUCUGAUUAGAUUAUUUUGCUGCCAAACUUGGGUGACAUAGUUUUGAGGAAGUGAGGGUAGCAGAAGCUAGAAACAAGAUUUCUAGAGCCAUUUUGAUCUAGUGGUUAAGAUACAGUACCAGGUUACAAAGCAAGAGAUUGUGAGUUCAAGCCCAGCCUUAGCCAUGAAAGCCAGCAUGGAUAUGUUUGCUGCCUUGAGUUGUUUGUAAAAAUAAUAAAGACAGGAUAUAAAUAAAUGAACAAAAAAAUAGAAAUAAGAGUACAUUGGCUUCCAGAGGUUGCCAUUCCUAUCCUUAUUCCCCCCCCUCCACCAAUUGGAUAAAAACAGGCCAUUCUUUUGUUUCAGGAGGUUUUAAGAGUAAGAAUAGUUUGAUUUUCAAAUUUCUCUGUUCAAUAUUCCCAUCUUUAAACAACCCUCCUAACAAUCAAAAAGGGCUGAAAAAAAUAAUAUUGUUACUGGUCAAUGUCCUGCAGUCAUCCAAAAAGUUGAGCAGCUGAGUGUGUCUCAUUGCCCGCUGCUUAUUCAUGGCUUAACUCAGGAGUACACAUCCUCCCUAUCCCAAAUAUUACAGCUGCCUAAACACUGGUAAAAAAAUCAGUCUUGUUUUACUGAUAGAUGAGAAUAUUUAUAGCUCAGGGUUGAACUGUGGGAUCCUUGGUGUUCUCUGAGCUUGGUGCUUUUUCUUUCCUAGUUUCAUUAUCAAAUUAAGUAACAACAUCAGUGCUAGAAGGGAGUGGGGGGAGGUUGCCUGUUACAUGAAAAAAAUCUAUGUUGUGUCUUUGUACCUGUUGUACAAUAAAUAAAAUCAUAGAAGGGGAUCUAUCAUAACCUAUUAUGCAGAACCAAAGGUAUGGGCAAGAAACCAAAGUUACUGUGCACACUGUCAUAUUCUUCUGCUCUCUGGUAACCCCUAUUUAUCCGAGGCCAUGUGUGUUCAGAUUUAGAGUAGCCACAAUUGUUGGUCUGCAAGAACUGGAAUUGGAAAUAAACUUGACAUUCUAAUUUCUGCAAACCAAGAACGUGUUGAUUAAUGAAAGAUGAAUUAAAUCUUGCAACUGUGGGCAGUUGCAGGUGGCAAGGGACUUUGUGUGCAUCACAAUCUUAUCAGACAAAUGAUGCACAAGACAUAAUUCGCAUCAUUUGCUCAAAGAUGUGCUAUCCAUGACAUCAAGACUUUUGACCACCUGUGCUUUCAUCUUAAAGGACCACUUGCAAUAGGGAAUAAUUUUACAAUGCAUUUACUCUUUUAACUUGCUACAGAAAUUUAGUUAUAUGACCAUAGCCAAAGAGUAGGAUGAUAGAUACUGUAUUUUUAUCCUUCCUGCUGCUAUUUUUGUUGUGUAAUUGUUUCAUUUUUAUGUUUAAUCACAGAAAAUUAUAAUAUUGGAGACUUUUGGAUUUACUUGUGAAAUAAAACUUGGCCAGUGCCCAUCCCA